Molecule: messenger RNA, 2301 nt
Organism: Saccharomycodes ludwigii
Lineage: Eukaryota; Fungi; Ascomycota; Saccharomycetes; Saccharomycodales; Saccharomycodaceae
Exons: 1
Coding region: 1-2301 (766 amino acids)
Biological process (GO): regulation of DNA-templated transcription
Molecular function (GO): DNA-binding transcription factor activity, RNA polymerase II-specific; zinc ion binding
Source: RefSeq, a predicted model, not a curated record
AUGUCAGUGAAUAGUGAUAGUAUAAAAAAAAACAAUAUUAUUGUCAAUGAUCUUCCUGAAAACAAUGAUAAUGUUCAAGACAUACAAAAGAUUAAGAAAAGAAGAAGAAAAGUUAUUAGAUCAUGCUUAUUUUGUAGACAAAGGAAACUGAAAUGUGAUCAUAAUUACCCGAAAUGUAGUUCAUGUGCAACUAGGAAUAUUGAAAAUUGUGUUUAUUUAAGCAACGGCACAAAUAAUACACCUUCCAAUGCUGUAGAAAAAAACACAGCCAUUACCACCAUUGAUACAAAAAUGUCUAUUCUUUCUGGAAAGCAGAAUUCCUCUAUAGAUAACUUAACAGACGAUAAUAAUUUAAUGAAUGAAUACGAUGUUUAUUCUAUCACUGGAGCACAUGGAGUUUCAAACAAAAAUGUAUUGCUUAAUCCUUUACAAAAUUAUGGGUUUUUAUUUAGCAAAGAGAAUAAAGAUGUUUAUUUAGGACCAACCUCACUUAAGGCCGGGCUUGUUUUUUCUGAUAUAAAAUUUAACACCAAGCAGCAGAAAUUAUGGAAUAUAUUUGAAAAAGAACGCUUGCAGUGGAAAGAGGCCAAUUUGAGAUUGAUUAAAAAGGAAAUGAAAAUAGUGGAAAGAUCACAGGUUGGAUCUUUACUUUUGGAAAUGUGUUCUGUUUUACCCAAGUAUUCAGAGAUUGAGACAUGUGUACGUGAAUAUUUUAAUUCAUGUUACCAUUCUUUUUUCCAUAUUUUGGACGAAAGAAAAGUGCUGAAGGAUAUGGAAUCAUGUAUUAUUCAUGAUGAAAACGAUACUGUUAUUGAAUUAAAAUUAUUGGAAGAAAGGAAUUAUUUUUCACUUGCCAUAGUAUUGUACCUCGUUUUAUUUAUGCAUUUUCAAAGAGAAGCACCAGAUGCCAUGUUACAAUUUUUUUUGGCUUUAGAAGCUAUGUCAAGUGGGCCCUUGUGUUUUAUAGAAAGAGCCCAAUUCUUAAUGCUGAGGUUUUUGUUCAAAAUAUUCAAUGAGCCAUAUAUACAUUAUUUAUAUGUGUCUUCCCUUGUGGAAUCCCUAUGCUCCAUUAUAGUGGUUCUGGGUUUAAACAGAGACAUCAGGAAAAUUUACACGGGAAAAGAGUCUAAGAUAGGUGAUAUAGCUACUCUUGAAAAUUUGUGGUAUUGGACUUUGUAUGCGGAUUAUAUAACUUCUUUCGAGUUAGGAAAACCCUUAUAUUUUUCUGAUGCACAUUUUAUGCCAUCUGAUUUGAAAACUUUUGAAAGAGGAAGAUUACCUCUUUUGAAAAGGUUUCUAUAUAUUUCUAGAAAGAUUUUAAACGAUUUACUGAAGCCAACAGGCAUUCCAGCUUUAAAGGUUCAUUUACAAAUUAUAAAUAAAUUUAUGAAGAAAGAGUUUAAAAGAAUUCGGUUCUACACAGAUGCUAAAUUGGUUAAACAAGCUGAUUUAUUUGAAUACCUCGUACUGCUACCGCUAAUGGCAUUAAGAUUAUGUAUUGGCCAUUUUUUUAAACUUUUGUUUGGCACAUCAAAUACCUGGAAUGAAAAUGAGUUGAUCAGAUGUAGUUUUAAUACAUUGAAAAUGUGCACAACUCUUUUAACGGAGGCUGGUUCUAAGGAGAAAGUAUUAAGUUCACAGAGAAGUGAAUUUAUUUUUGCAAAACCACUUUUAAAUAUUGCAUGGGCCAUAAGAAAAUGUACCGUAAUUAGAUGUUACAAAGAUUUUUUUAACAACUUAUAUAAUACGGAUGGUGUGUUUGAAAAUUGCACAAAAGAUUCCGGGAAAAAUAAUUUAUUGGAUCAAUUAAUUAACUCGUUGGAUUCCUUUAAUGCCAAAAUCUGCUACAAAAGGUCUAAUUAUAUUGUAGCUUUUCAAAAAUAUUGUGAAUAUUUAGAUGAAUAUUAUGACGCUGAAAAUAAAACUAUUAGUAUGUCUACAAAUACCACUCUUCAAAGUAUCCAAUUAAAAGUUAUCGAGAAGUUGUCUAGAUCACUUCUUUCAGAGGCUAUUACUGAAAAUACUAAUUUUGAGGCAUCGGACCAAAUAAACACUACUUCUAAUGAAACCGAUGAUUCUGUCAGCAAUAUCACUGGUAGUCUCAGUGCUCAUUCUAUAGAAAUUACUGACAGUAGUCCGCAGCAUUUUCAAAAUAAUUUUAAUGAUCAAACUAUAAAUGAUAAACAAUAUUUAUUUUCUACUAAUUCUGAUUUUUUGACUUUAGAAAAUUUACUUGGUGAAGAUGAGACUGGAAUGUUUGACAUUUUAGAUUUGGAUUUGAAACAAUUUCUUUCUAUGUGA